Heterocephalus glaber (naked mole-rat) is the source of this 1725-nucleotide messenger RNA. RefSeq names its product acid phosphatase 5, tartrate resistant (gene Acp5). NCBI's taxonomy places the organism in Eukaryota, Metazoa, Chordata, Mammalia, Rodentia, Bathyergidae. Gene Ontology annotation, biological process: bone resorption. The record is from RefSeq and is a predicted model, not a curated record. Gene Ontology annotation, molecular function: acid phosphatase activity.
GGUGGGCACAUCUGCCCGGGACACGUGUGGGCACACUCACGGCUGGGCUGGGUGCACGCCCAGAUGCAUGGAUGCGCUCAGGCACAGGGCACACAAACAGUCACACGGCCCCAGGGGCGGCGCGGCAGCCGCUUCCCACGCCAGCCCUGCCCCCUGCCCCCAUCCCGUGUUCAGAUCUUGGGAAGUCGGGCUCACAUGACCAGGGGAGGGCCCUGGGACCGUGCUGUCCUCGGAGAAAGCGCAUCACCCUCCCAGAGGAUCCACUUCCGCCCCCAGGAAUAAAGGCUCAGACCAGCCGGUCUUGCCCCAGAGUCCACCUGCCUCCUGCGGCUCCUGCUCACCAGCCUGCAGCUCGCCAAGGGCAGGUGUGGUGGUGCAUACCUGUCAUCCCAGCACCCAGGAGGCUGAGGCAGGAGGAUCACCGUGAGUUCGAGGCCAGCCUGCGCUACAUAAUGACUGCAUGGAUGGUGCUGCUGGCCCUGCAGGCCUCGCUGCUGUUCCCCCUGGCCAGCUGCACGGCUCCCAAAGCCACCCUGCGCUUUGUGGCUGUGGGUGACUGGGGCGGGGUCCCCAAUGCUCCGUUCCACACGGCCCGGGAAAUGGCCAAUGCGAAGGAGAUCACCAAAGCCGUGCAGAUGAUGGGAGCCGACUUCAUCCUGUCCUUGGGGGACAACUUCUACUUUACAGGCGUCCGCGAUGUCAAUGACAAGAGGUUCCAGGAGACCUUUGAGAACGUGUUCUCUGACCGCUCCCUGCGCAACGUGCCCUGGUACGUGCUGGCGGGGAACCACGACCACCUGGGGAAUGUCUCAGCACAGAUCGCCUACUCCAAGAUCUCCAAGCGAUGGAACUUCCCCAGCCCCUUCUACCGCCUGCACUUCAAGAUCCCACAGAACAACGUGACUGUGGCCAUCUUCAUGCUGGACACGGUGACUCUGUGUGGCAACUCUGAUGACUUCCUGAGCCAGCAGCCCGAGAGGCCUCGAGACCCGGCAGUGGCCCGCACCCAGCUGUCCUGGCUCAAGAAGCAGCUGGCGGCGGCCAAGGAAGACUACGUGCUGGUGGCUGGCCACUACCCUGUGUGGUCCAUCGCUGAGCACGGGCCCACCCGCUGCUUGGUCAAGCACCUGCGCCCCCUGUUGGCCACCUACAUGGUCACUGCCUACCUGUGUGGCCAUGACCACAACCUGCAGUACCUUCAAGAUGAGAAUGGCAUUGGCUUUGUGCUGAGUGGGGCCGGGAACUUCAUGGACCCCUCCGUUCGGCACCAGCGAAAAGUCCCCAGUGGAUACCUUCGGUUCCACUACGGCUCCGAGGACUCACUGGGCGGCUUUGCCUAUGUGGAGAUAGGGACCAAAGAAAUGACUGUCACCUACAUGGAAGCCUCGGGCAAGUCCCUCUUCAAGACCAGCCUGCCUCGACGGUCCAGGCCCUGAGCUCCCAGGAGGCCUGCUGUGCCUGCUGGGGCCUGAGGCCGGGGGCUCUGCGGGUGGCACGGGGACCUGGGCCCCAGUGCUCCGGCAGAGAAGGGAGAAGCCAUAGCACCACGUGGUGAGGUGGCACUGGCGCCCGCAUGUGCGAAGCAGCAUGGACACGUGUCCUGGCCCGCAUGUCACACACUUCGCCCAGGCUGGGUGCUGGGGGUUCUUGGUGGGGGCUGGAAGGAAAUCCAGCAUCUUUUUGUCACUGCCAUUCAAUAAAGGAAGUGUUGUCAAGGCUGCAUGA